Molecule: messenger RNA, 1612 nt
Organism: Polychytrium aggregatum
Lineage: Eukaryota; Fungi; Chytridiomycota; Chytridiomycetes; Polychytriales
Exons: 3
Coding region: 46-1263 (405 amino acids)
Biological process (GO): glucan catabolic process
Molecular function (GO): hydrolase activity, hydrolyzing O-glycosyl compounds
Source: RefSeq, a predicted model, not a curated record
GAUCCUGCCCAUCGCCGAAUCCUCUCUCCCAACGCUCGCUCUGCCAUGCCCAUUGCCCCUGCUGCCCUUGGCCUCGCGCUGCUCCUGCAGGCAGCGCGCUCGACCGCCUUCCCGUACUCGCUCGCUCAGGACUUUUCUGGCUCCAGCUUCUACGACUACUUCACCUUUGCGAACGGGCACGACGUCUCGGCAAACAGCUCCGCACUCUAUGUCAACCAGACCUAUGCCCUCGGCCACAACCUGACCUGGGUCCAGAGCGGCGUCUUCUACACCUCUGUCGACACCAGCAGCGUCACCCCCGAGUCUGCUGGUCGGCCCAGCAUCCGUCUCGAGUCCCGCCUCCUCUACGACGAGGGCCUAUUCAUCAUGGACCUGACUCACAUCCCAGACGGAUGCGGAACCUGGCCCUCGAUCUGGUUCAAGAACCAGGUCGGCAGCCAGAUCGUCGGCGAGCUUGACAUCAUCGAGGGCAUCAACGGCACGCCUGAUGGACACUCGAUCAUCCAUACCGCCGAUGGCUGCUACGGCGUGCCCAACCGCACCCAGAUUGCCACGCCCUUGUACUGGGACUGUCCCGUCAACGACCCUCCAAGCCCAGAAGGAUACGACGGCUGCGGAAGUCUCGUCCCAGCCAGCGUCAUGCCAGGCACCUUUGGCUCGGUCUUCAACCAGAACGGCGGCGGAGUCUAUGCGACCAAGCUCGACAACUCGGGCAUCGACAUCUGGUUCUUCCCCCGUUCAUCCAUCCCACAGGACAUUGUCUCGGGCAAUCCGAAUCCCUCUCAGUGGCCCGCAGUCCCCCUCGUCAGCUUCCCGUUCGACUGCUGUACUCCGGACUACUUCAGGAACCUCAAGUUGAUCAUCGACACAAAUCUCUGUGGCAACUGGGCGAUUUCCGAUGCGGCGACACGGUGCCCCACCAUGGGGCUGUGCUCCACCUAUGUGGCCAGCAACCCAACCGCAUUCUCGAAUGCGUAUUGGGGCAUCAAUUCCAUCAAGGUCUAUGCCGACCAGAACCGAACAGCCUUGACGUCAUUCUCGCCCAAUCCUUCGGUGGUUUGCCCACGUCCUCCAAACACAAACAUGACCGUUGUCAGCACCCCUCCAGCUGUGCUGCCUUUCAAUGCAAGCCAGUCUCCUCCGGCCGGCACAAGCCCGUCCGCUCCCGCUGGCUCGAGUCACUCUGCUGGAGCCAGUCGUGCUGUGUCCGUCGCGGCUUCAAUGACGCUCGUUUGUGCUCUCUUGGUCCUUGUCGCCAUCUGAGUCUAUUGCAAUCCAUCUCUUGGCUUCUCUCGUUUCUCGUUUGUCGGAUCUUGUGCAUUCCUCACUCGCCCUUCACCCCCGUGGCACCGCGGCACUCACUUGAUUCAUGGCGGUCGCUGCGUCAGUCCUCCUUCUAUGGAAAUACAACAAUAUUGAUAAUGGGGCUGUAUGCUUCGAAUGGAUGGAUCGACCUUUGCGUUGUUGUAAAGCCGAUCUCCAAAUCACCUUGAUCUGGCACGCCUUGACCGGCGAUCGAGCCUCUCUGGCAGGUAGAGAGAGAGCACAAAUCCCCCACUCGGUUCUGAACGAGCUGUCCACCCAGAUAGACACAGCACGUCUCGUUUCGUUU